UAUAUAUAUAUAUAUGUAUGUAUAUCCUAUCUCAACGACUGGCCUGGACUACCUACCGUGAAAACACACUUGGAACGCCUCUCUAGAGGACCACUUGAUCCAUUCACGGAUGGACUCUCCAUCGGUUCGGUUCGUCUCCGACUGUUUCGUCCAGCCACGACAUGCCGUCGAAGAAUCAAGGAAGCCGAUUUACUUGCCUCCAUGGGACCUCGCGAUGCUCUCUGGGCAUUACAUCCAGAAGGGACACCUAUUCGUCAAACCUCAAGAGGCAAAUGCCCAGGAGGACUUCAUGGAGUCCUUCUCGGAGAAGCUUAAGGAGUCGCUAGCACUCACCCUCGUCCACUUUUACCCGCUCGCCGGACGGUUCAAAACUGUCAAGAGCGAUGACCCGCAUUUCUACACAGUCUACAUAGAUUGCGUGAAUAGCCCCGGAGCGAGAUUCAUCCGCACGACUCUCGACAUGACUGUCUCGGACAUCCUGUCCCCAGUGUAUGUGCCACCAGUGGUCCUGUCGUUCUUCGAUCAUGAUCGAGCGCUCAACCACGUCGGUCACACUGAGUCCCUCCUCUCGAUUCAGGUUACCGAGCUCGUGGAUGGCGUCUUCAUCGGAUGCUCUUUUAACCAUGCUCUUGGUGAUGGAACUUCCUUCUGGAAUUUCUUCAACGCCUGGUCAGAGAUUUUCAAAGCACGAGAGAAAGGCACUUACAACAAUGCCAUCUCGCGUCCGCCGGUUCUUCAGAGAUGGUUCCCGGAGGGCUGUGAGAUCCCCAUAAAUCUCCCUUUCAGUGAUCCCUCCGAGUUCGUUUUCCCCUUCGAAGCGCCCGUCUUGAAAGAGAGAGUGUUCCAAUUCUCUGCUGAAACUACCGCACGACUUAAAGCACAAGUCAACGGAGAGUGCGGGACGAAAGGGAAAGGCGACGAGAUCUCGUCCUUUAAGGCAUUGACUGCGCUCGUAUGGAGGUGCAUCAUACGGGCACGUCGGUUCCCGGACGACCAGGUCACAAGCUGCAGGAUGGCUGCAAAUAACCGGCCUAGGAUGUGCCAGCCCGGCCUUCCCCCAGACUACUUCGGCAAUUGCAUCACGCCCGUGAGGACCUACACAACCACCGGCGAGCUGCUCAGUGGCGGGCUUGGGGCGGCAGCACGGCUGCUCCAUGUGGCAGUGGCAGAGCACAAUGGCGAGAAGAUCAAUGAAUGGCACCGGGAGUGGCUCCGGAAGCCUGCUAUCUACAAUCUCAGGUACUUUGACCCCUACAGCGUCAUGAUGGGGAGCUCACCGAGGUUUAAUAAGUAUGGUCCCGAGUUUGGUUUAGGGAAGGCUGUGGCCCUUAGGAGCGGUUACGCAUUUAAGUUUGACGGAAAGGUUUCGGCAUACCCAGGUCGGGAAGGUGGAGGAAACGUGGACCUCGAAUUCUGCCUGCCACCUGAUACAAUGGCAGCACUCGAGGCUGACAACGAAUUCAUGGCAGCAGUUGCGGUUUAAUUAAGUCAUGUUCUACUGAUUGUAGUCAUUACUGAGGCUAGGGUCGUGUCUCCUGGUUUGAUGCUUCAUUUCUCAACUAUUACUUAUGUUUUCGGAUGAGAUCGAUGGAAAUUAGACGCGAGUAAUUAAUAACGGAAUGCUCAUAUGUUGUUGGAGUCUUCCCUUUGCCAAUGUUCAGAUUCUGUUCUUUUCAUGUUAUGGAUGUUGGAUGUUAGUGCUACCUGCUAUUGGAACAGCUUGAGCACGACAAUGUGGUGAAGGUCAUUGGAAUUGCCCGAGGCUCACAAGACGAAGGUCAAGAAGGCCAUGGAGGUCACGAGGACCGCAGUCCAGCAGCAGGGCGAUCAAUAGCCUCAUCGAGAAGCAUAAGCUCAUGUUGUAACCGUGUUGUCAUUAUCAUAUUCUGAGUCUGGCGCUCCUCGGUUGAGAAUCGCUGGCCAUUGUCUGCCAAUAUCACCCGAAUGCACAAUGCUGAAAAACUUGGAUGAACA
Molecule: messenger RNA, 1974 nt
Organism: Punica granatum (pomegranate)
Lineage: Eukaryota; Viridiplantae; Streptophyta; Magnoliopsida; Myrtales; Lythraceae
Source: RefSeq, a predicted model, not a curated record